AGAGAGCGGCCGCACAGACAAUCUGAUCCGAACAUAAAGUGAAUUUUUAAUACAAAUAAACACUGAACACACGCGACAUUUAUUCUAUACUCGUGUACAAGGUCAAAUGAAGACUUCACUGCUUUGUUGAAGGUUAACAGUGCGGUUACGUUGUUAUUGUUGUGGAGGUUUUGGCGGAGUUGACUAGCUGAAGUACCGGAUGGUGGCGGUGAUGCUGGCGGCCGUCGGGGACCCUGCUGCUGACGGGCCUUUAGCCUCCACGCCGCUGAAAGCUCCGAGUAUGGAUUGCAUCGACAAAGCCAGUACUGCAACAAAGAAGCUCGUUCAAGCUCGUCUUCCCUUUAAAAGGCUUAAUCCAGAACCCAAGGACAACAGGGAGACCAAAAGAAGCAAAACUCUGCCAUCGGCUCCUCCAGCUUUUGAAACUUGUGCUUCUGAUGGGGAGAAUGAAGUGGACACUCCCUCUCUUUCACUGCCACCCAAAAUUGCUUUGAAAAAUGGACGUGGCCCUCUUGAUGGUUUUAUGAGGCGGACCAAGUGUCCUCCAGUUAUUUCUGCUUCUUCUGCUGUUAUUGACCUCACAGAGGACUCUAAUUCCAAUGAUGUUACCAAGACACAGCCUUGUGCUCCUGUAAAGGCCCUGCACCCUUCUAAUGACAAAGCUGCAAAUGAAACCCAGAAUGUUGCACAGACAAAGGAACCUGAACUGGCCGCUGCUGUUUCCCAGUUGUCAGAAGAAAACAUGGUUGUGGAUGAAGCAGAGGAUAGUGCCGCAUUAUCACAGUUGGACAGCACUAUAGAAUCUGAAAUUGAGACUGAGCAGGAUCAGAAGGCUGAGGAAAGUCAAUGUGAUGAAUCUCUACAAUCGCCGGUAUCUAGCAGCUCUAACUCACUGAUUGAGAGUUCACCAGAGCCCAGCAAGAGCACACCAACCACUCCAGUGCCAGGGAUAAACUCUGAGCAAAAAGCAAAAAGACGAUCUCUAAAGAGUGCUCAAGAACUGGAGGAGAAAAAACGACAGAAGGAGGACAAAGAACGAGAGAAACAAGAGGCCAAAGCUGCCAAAGACAAAAAAAGAGAGGAAGCGCAGAGACAGAGAGAAGAGCUCAAGAAAGAGAAACAAGAGAAGAAAGAGAGGGAGGAGAAAGAACGACGGGAGAAAAAGGAAGAGAAGGCUGAAAUACAAAGGGCAAAAGAAGAGCAACGUAAAGUGAAAAUCGAAGCUAAACUUGAAGAAAAGAGAAAGAAAGAAGAGGAGAAAAGGGUGAAAGAGGAGAAAGAGCGAAUCAAAGCAGAAAAAGCUGUGAUUACACGAUUUCUACAGAAACCCAAGGCUCAAUUAGCACCAAAGACCUUGGCUUCUGUUUGUGGAAAGUUUGCACCAUUUGAAAUCAAAGAUUUUAUGACUUUGGCACCAGUCAACCGUGUACAAUGUGAAGAUGAAGCUCUUGAGACGCUGGAUAGAUACCUGGUGGAACCUGACUGCAAUUUUGACUGCUUAAAAGACUGGCUCACCCGUAAACACCUAAAGUCAGGAGCAACCAAAUCCAGACAUGUGGACUCUGUGAGUGGGGAAUGUGUAGUGGUUGAUGAAGACACGAAAACAGAUAGUAUUCCAGACCACAAAUGUUAUGGACGCAUGAAGCUUUUGCAGUUUUGUGAAAACUAUCGCCCUGCCUACUGGGGAACGUGGAGGAAAAAAAGUACCCACAUAUCACCUCGCUGCCCUUCGAGGAAGGACAAGGAUGUGUUGGAUUAUGAGGUUGACAGUGAUGAUGAAUGGGAAGAGGAGGAACCAGGAGAGUCUCUGUCACAUAGUGAAGGGGAUGAUGAUGAUGAUGGUGAUGAUGAUGAGGAAGACGAUGGCUUUUUUGUACCACAUGGUUAUCUUUCAGAUGGAGAAGGAGCGCUUGAAGAUGAGGAGGGCGGUGACCUUGAGAAACAGAAGGUCCGUCAGAAGCUAAAGGCUCGAGAGUGGGACGAGCUGAUGGCUAAACGGAAACUGAAAGUGCUGGAGGCAGUCGUGACGGGCUGUGUGUGGGAUGGUGAAGCACCACCCUCAGACGUUCUGCAGCCCUAUGCAGUCUGCAUACUGGAACCACUGCACAACGACGAGCCCAACACACCUGAAGAAAAAGCCUCAAAGCAACAAAGAAACGAGCAGCUGCUUGCUAAGCUGCUACCCUUACUGCAUGGUAAUGUCAACAGCAGUAAGGUGAUUAUCACAGAGUUCCAGGAGUUCUGUCGGCAGCAAAUGUCCUCACCAGCCUGCAGUCCUCAGAGCUCUGCAGACAACAUUCCACCCAGGAUUCAUGUAAAACGCCUCAUGAAACAGAAUGCUGUCUAUGAAAAGCGCUCGACCUACAGACGCUGCUGUUGGUAUGUGCACCCUGAAGUGCUGCUGCGUUUCGGACAGGAUGCUCUUCCAGUGCCCUGCCAGUGGACCUACAUUACCUCUGGAGCGCAUGUGACUCGAGAAGAACCCACUCAGGGCUUACAAAACUCCUCACCCAUAGCCCAGUCCACUUCCACCACUCCCUUCAACAGACGGAAGAGCGGCAGCAACCAGUCCAUCACCAAGUACAUGAAGAAAUGUAGCGAACCUGAGCAGGCUGAGGCAAUGGAAACAGAUGGCUUUCAGGCUGACACUGAGGACGAUGACGACGAUGACUGUGUUAUUUUGAGUGAACAGUCCGGAUCCCCUGAACAGAACAAGACAGAAUCAAAGGCUGCAGAACCCAUAGACACGGUCCUCUCCCUCCCCUGCCCCACACCAGCUACUGCCUAAGGCACAACACACACUUUUUCAGUGUAUCUGAGUGUUUGUAUGUGGAGGUAAACACUCCUAACCUACAAUCACAGGUAAUACACAGUAUUAAGGCCCAUCAAAAAAGCAGUCCUGAUGAAAUGAAGCAUUUGCUGGUUUGCUGUAAUAUUUAAGUUGUGACCUCUAACAAGGAUUAUCGGAAGAAGCAGCUAUGGUUUAAUGAGUGGUGGUGGGCUUACUGUAAAUAGACUGUCUAGGGCUCUGAUGGUCCCCAGUGGUACAACACGUCUUCAGACAUCACAAUUUUGUACUUAAAGCUCAGUGUAAGCCCCUUUAUUAAAUACAUAAAGUAUAUAUUUUUGUCUUUUUCAGAAUACUUGAACUGUUUUAUUUCAUUAAACAUAAUUGUUGACAGUG
This is a messenger RNA of Trichomycterus rosablanca, 3184 nucleotides long. RefSeq names its product chromatin assembly factor 1, subunit A (p150) (gene chaf1a). The coding region runs from base 200 to 2788 and encodes 862 amino acids. Gene Ontology annotation, cellular component: CAF-1 complex; nucleus. NCBI's taxonomy places the organism in Eukaryota, Metazoa, Chordata, Actinopteri, Siluriformes, Trichomycteridae. The transcript is spliced from 16 exons. The record is from RefSeq and is a predicted model, not a curated record. Gene Ontology annotation, biological process: nucleosome assembly.